UGUCUUGCUAUACUCUUCAGUAGAUAUUGUACGAUCGUCUGUAUGUGUUACUGUAGAUAGAUUAUUAUGUCUGUUCUGACUUUAGUACUGGAAUAUACAGUUGUGUUUCACACACUCUGUAGCAGAUGAGUGAAGCGAAUGACGCACUGAGGCUGCAUAGAUGAGCGCUCCGUUCUGCGCCACGGCUCCGGUUCUUCAGUUUGGACAUGCACGCGCGUGAACGACUUUAAAAUACAGACAUUUUAGACUCCAGCAACCAUGUGUUCAUGCAGCCCCCUGGGCUUUGUCGUCUUCCUUCUUAUUAUUAGCAGUAUCAUACAGGUAUCAAACUCCAGUGCUGACGAGGUCUUACCUCCUACCAUUCAAAAACUGAUGAGGGGCUAUAACAAAUACCUGAGGCCUCUCUUUGGCAAUGGUCCUGUUACAGUUGGCAUGAGUUUGGACAUUGCCAGCAUAGAUACUAUAUCUGAGAUCAACAUGGACUACACAGCAACUAUCUUCUUGCGGCAGCGCUGGACAGACGAGCGUCUAUGUUUUGAUGGCAAUAAGAGCCUGAGUUUGGACGGCAGGCUGGUGGAGCUUCUUUGGGUUCCUGACACAUUCAUUGUUGACUCCAAAAAAUCCUUUCUGCAUGACAUUACUGUGGAGAACAGACUGAUCAGGAUAUUCCCAAAUGGCACCGUGCUUUAUGCCUUGAGAAUCACCACCACAGUUGCCUGCAGUAUGGACCUGACCAAGUAUCCCAUGGACAAACAAACAUGUACACUUCAGCUAGAAAGCUGGGGUUAUAAUGUGAAAGAUGUUGUGUUUUAUUGGACACGUGGGAACCUGUCAGUUAGUGGACUUGACACUCUGCAGCUGGCGCAGUACACACUAGAGGACUACUAUACCUCAGAGUCUGAAGCUGUGUAUGAGACAGGCAGGUACCCAAAGCUGAUCUUUCACUUCCAGCUGAGACGAAGCAUCCUUUACUUUAUUCUGGAGACAUAUGUGCCCUCAAGUGCCCUGGUGGUUUUGUCCUGGGUCUCCUUCUGGAUCAGUCAGUCAUCUGUCCCUGCUCGCAUUUGUAUAGGGGUGACCACUGUCCUGACAAUGACCACUCUGAUGAUGGGUGCCCGCACAUCUUUGCCCAAUGCUAACUGCUUCAUUAAAGCCAUUGAUGUGUACCUGGGAAUCUGCUUCAGCUUCAUUUUUGGUGCCCUCAUAGAGUAUGCUGUGGCUCAUUUCUGUACUUUACACCAACCAAAUGCUGCCAAUGCAUAUAUGUAUGGACAGGAGAUGCAGGAACGUGAGGAUGAGAUGAAUGGGAUCGUAACAUCCAUCAGCCGCCAAGCUCUGCGAGUACGCAAAAGGGAGGAGAUGCUGUCCCGUGCCGGCAGCCAAAACAGUCAAACUUCCAGUGGCACUAAAGAGGAGAAGCCCUCGUCCAAGCCCCAGAGCCGCUGCGCCAAGUCCAUGUCACUGCUGCGACGUAUCGUGUGCUUCCUAAACUGUUGCCAUGUGGAAAACCCACACUACAUUGACAACUACUCUCGCCUGACCUUCCCCCUCUCCUUCAUCUUCAUCAAUCUGCUCUACUGGACCUACUACCUUUAUUUUUAGUGUGUGUUUUUUGUUAGUGUGAGGGUUUUAUGUCUCUGCAACAUCUGACAGUUUUUGGGAGGGUUUAAUGCACUUUUCUCUUAGCAUGUUUUUGCAGAUGCUACAUGUAACUCAUGCAUUUAGUAACAUAACUAUUACUUAUUUUGUCCUACACAAUAUGUGUAAGUUUGAACUAGUCAUGGCUGUAAGAGUGUGAGUGUUAAUUCCAGAAAGUUUGUUUAUGUGGAGUGUGUGUUCUUAGUUUUCAGUAGAGAUUACACAACACCAGACUAUGGAACUACAAGUAUGACAGUGUGGGAGAAGUAUUUUAGUGCAUGUUAUGUUCGAUGUUAGGCAGAUGGUAGCAUUAUAUGGAUGAUUUCAGUUCCUGUUAUUUAAGUCAUUGUUGUUAAGCUUUGUGAUUAUAAUUUGCUGGCUUAAAAAAAAAACAUCACCAAGUGAUUUUAUGAUUGUGGUUUAAGCAUUUCCCCUCAACGUUAUUACUUAAUUUAGCAUGACAAUGAACAUUACUGCAGUGUAAUUUUUCUUUGUAAAUGACAUGACCGUUUAACAUUUUGUUUCACCCAAAUAUACCAACAUUAGUUAGGCAAAUUUCAAAAGUGAAAUAAAACUUGAAUCAGUUAAAAGUACCUAUUGAUAUUAUCAAAAGAAAUAGGAUUUAUUUUAUUCACAUACUGUAAUGAACUAUAUAUUUUUUUAGCAUCCAUAUAACUUGGAUGUAUGUCGAUGUAUGAUGUAUGUUGUGUGGGAAGUUGCCGGAUUAUGAUAGUCUUAUCACUAUUUCUUACAAUGAGUUUUGCAUAGAAACCUUUUUUUAUUAACUGCACAGAACAGUUAAGUUGUUUUGAGAAAUAAUGUCUUCCUACUGUACUGAAUUUUAAAUUACCUAGGCACUAUUUAUUAGCAACACUUUCUUAUUACUGUAAAGGUCUUUACGGAUGUUUUGCAAGUUACAUAUUUUCAGUCAUGCAUGAAGCUGGUGUACUGUAAAAUAAGCCAUGUGGCUCCAGUAUGUUUUUCAUGCAUGAGAGAUUACAAUGCAUCAAUUCCCACAGCAGCUUGUGAGGAAGGGUGCAUGGUGUGCCUGUGGGAAUUAUUAUUAUUUUUUUUUACAAUAAACUAGGUCAUAAUUAUA
Messenger RNA from Clarias gariepinus (North African catfish), 2737 nucleotides. RefSeq names its product gamma-aminobutyric acid type A receptor subunit zeta (gene gabrz). NCBI's taxonomy places the organism in Eukaryota, Metazoa, Chordata, Actinopteri, Siluriformes, Clariidae. The transcript has 11 exons. The coding region runs from base 259 to 1602 and encodes 447 amino acids. Gene Ontology annotation, molecular function: neurotransmitter receptor activity; GABA-A receptor activity; extracellular ligand-gated monoatomic ion channel activity. The record is from RefSeq and is a predicted model, not a curated record. Gene Ontology annotation, cellular component: neuron projection; membrane; synapse. Gene Ontology annotation, biological process: nervous system process; signal transduction; chemical synaptic transmission.